Messenger RNA from Macrosteles quadrilineatus (aster leafhopper), 1441 nucleotides. Its product is annotated as regulation of nuclear pre-mRNA domain-containing protein 2-like. Gene Ontology annotation, cellular component: RNA polymerase II, holoenzyme. Gene Ontology annotation, biological process: mRNA 3'-end processing. The record is from RefSeq and is a predicted model, not a curated record. Lineage: Eukaryota; Metazoa; Arthropoda; Insecta; Hemiptera; Cicadellidae. The coding region runs from base 416 to 1441 and encodes 341 amino acids. Gene Ontology annotation, molecular function: RNA polymerase II complex binding. The transcript has 8 exons.
UCACUAAAUCGGCAUAGCGUUUGGCAAACAAGACUUGUUUUUAUUAUUAUCUGAAUGUGUUUAGUUCUUUUAUUGUGGUUGGUACGGCUAUUUUAUUAAUGUCGAAGAGAUAUUGUGCAUUGUGAAUGUUACUUGACAGACCUAGUUUAUAUCGGGACUUAAAUAGACCUACCCUGAGGUUGAAUGUUAGUGAUCAAGUCGGCUAGGCUAAUCGACACUUAUUUGGUUCCUGCAAUAACUUAAUUAUUGCAAAGCAAAAAGGCAGCAAAUAUCAACGCUCCCAAAUUCGACCCUAAUAAUGACAAAGUAAUCAGUGAGGAUUGGCCUAAUUAAUUACUAGUAGGUCUAUUAAAAAAACACUAAGAUAGGCUAUGUGAUAGGCUAUUACUCUAGGUUUCUGCUCCUGCCAUCGAUUAUGGCUUCAUUUGACGAGGAAGUUUUUGAAAAGAAGCUGGUUGGCCUCAAGGAUACACAUGAGAGCAUAUCGGCCCUCUCUCAAUGGUGUCUCGACCGACCAACAAAUCAUAAGAAGAUUGUGUCGAUUUGGCUACAAACUCUGAAGAAAGUGAAAAUAGAGCAGCGCCUGACCCUGUUUCAUCUGGCAAAUGAUGUUAUACAGUACAGUAAGAGGAAAGGCUACGACUUUGUUGAAAGCUGGGGCACUGCUCUCCAGAAAGCGACCACAUUGGUCAGAGAUGACAAAGUCAAAAACAAAAUCUUAAGGUUGUUUAAGAUUUGGGAUGAAAGAUCAAUUUACGAUGAAGCCUUUCUGGCAGAUCUUUCCGGGCUACUCAGUAGUCGCCAACCCGCUCAAGGAAAAGACGAUGCUGUAGACUUUCAGCCAAGUCAUUUAAUUGGAAAAAUUAAAUCCUGUAAAACCUUGGAAGAAGAUACUGAUGCGAAGCGGAAAAUCGUAAAUGACAGCCAUUUAUCACUGAACGAUGCAGACUCACUUCGAUCUUUCUUGAAAGAUAGGAGACAUGGAGCUGAUUUGGAACAGGAGCUCGAAGAAGGGGUUGACAAAAUGGUUGCAUUCAUUUCUGCGUUGAAAACAGAAAUAAAGGAAAGAAAAUCUCUCAUUGAAACCUUGGAGCAAGGCGAAUCAUUCUACAAUACUCAACGAGGGGAAGCUAGAAUUGUGUGCAAUGCAUACAGAAACUUCCUUAAGCGGGUGGAGGGCUUGAGGAAAAAAUUGCUUGAUGUGACACCAACGCUACCGAGUCCAAUACCAUCGCCUGACGUGAACGCUCCGUCUCCCUCGCCGGAGUCUGACAUUGAACUGCCUGAUGAUAACGAGCCACCCGCAACAUCGUUGUCACCUAACAAAACAGGGUGUCCACAUUCUGGAAAGUCAGGGAUAGUCAUGGAAAAGAUUCUGGUGAUUGAAAGUCAUGGAAAUAGACAAAAGGUCAUGGAAAUCCCCAAUGACGGAUGGAUUUGA